AAUUCGCUAUAGUAUUUAUCGCAAUGUUCAGCCAAGCAUCACAAAACAAUGAAAUGUAUUAUUCUCCGCAUAACUCUGACAUGACUGAUGGUAGAGUUGGACAUGUAACAGACAAGAUUGAGAUUUUGUAAGUUCAAAUACUACGCAGCAAAAUGUUGAUCAGUCGUCGUUCAUCGCAAUGGAUAUGUACUCUGGGUUUGAUGCAACUGCUCUUCGCCACGGGACUGACUGUGUGUGGGUUUGCCAUACUUGGAUUGUUUCAUAGUUUGAAAUGUAAAGGAUUGUGGCUUGGCAUGCCAAUGAUGAUUCCUGGAUUACUAAGUGUUGUUGUCAUGGCAACUAGACAUCGAAAAGCUUCGAUCACAGUUUUUGCCACAUGUGUAAUAGUUAUUGCUCUAUGUGCAUAUCAUGGUGUUGCUGUUUGGGAAGACAUUGACUUCUGGGAGAAGUACAGAGAAUAUGCUGAGAUUAAAAAUGGUGAAGGUUUGCCACCAAAACCAUGUUACGAUCGUGGCGAUCACUGUAUUUGUGGAGAUAAUAAAGAAUACUUAAAUUCUGACUACACAGUUCAAUUCUGUGAUCAGUUUCGCACUGGUGAGGAAUUAUUUUGGACAUUGCUAGCCUUAACAAUUGGCGGUGCAAUCUUUUCUCUUUUAAACGCCAUCGUCUGUGUGUGGGCGUCAUUUACUGGAACACCACGAGAGUUGGAGAUUGAUGAGAAAGAUAUUGGUGGUCUGAACGAUUACGAUUUUGGUGGUACUAAAUACAACUACGCCCUGCAUCAGUAACGCUCACCCGCAUGUCUUUAUGUUAUCAAGCAUCGUUAGUUCUUCAUAUAAAAAAUAUCAAUAUCAUCUUAGUUUGAGAGAAAUAUCACGUUCUUAACUCCAGUGCAAAUGAUUUCUCAGAAGAGGUUUUUUGUUUGUUUGUUUCAGUCUCUUUUUUGAAUGUGACAUAUAAAAAUAAAUAACUUUAUAAAGAAUAGUUGUAACGUAAAACUGUAACAAAUUUGUGAUUAAAAAUGUGUAUUUGUGCAUUGGUAGAUCUUCAGUUAUAACAACAGUUAUUUAAUCAAACCGGUUUUACUUUAUUCAAGAUGAAUAGCCAUUAAGACAA
This is a messenger RNA of Hydractinia symbiolongicarpus, 1116 nucleotides long. RefSeq lists its product as uncharacterized. Lineage: Eukaryota; Metazoa; Cnidaria; Hydrozoa; Anthoathecata; Hydractiniidae. Bases 153 to 788 code for a protein of 211 amino acids. The record is from RefSeq and is a predicted model, not a curated record. Gene Ontology annotation, cellular component: membrane. The transcript has 6 exons.